AUGUGCCCAAGAAGAAAUCGUGUGCUAACUUCACCCUUACAAAAUAAUCCGGCUCUGAGAAUUAUACCAAACAUAGUUGAUGAUUUUGCAAUACCAACUAAAUCAGGAGAAAAAUGGGCAAUCAAGCGACCUAUAAAUGACAAUGACAAUUCUGCGAGCAAUUUACAAUCACCUGAACCUGGCUUUGAUUUAUCUGAAGAGGAGAUGAUUCGGUUGAAAAUUUGGUCAAACGGAGUUGUACCAUAUUACAUUGAUAAUUUGUCUUUUGACAAAGUACUGCGAGACAGAAUACGGAGCUACUUAGAAGUGAUCUCAGGUUUGUCUGGUUUACAUUUUCUGGAGUUGCCUGCACCACCCGAAGACAAGACUACUCGUUGGGUGUUUUUCAUCAACCGCCGAGGACAGUUGUCUUGUGGUGAUAAUACUAUAAAGGAGUUCACCAAUACAGGAGUUCAGAAAGUGGUGCUAGGGUACGACUGCUUGAGUACAAGCGGAGGGAUGGCAGAAGUCAUUCUGACACUGGCCGGAGUACCACCACAGCAUAACGCUCCCAACCGGAAUGAACACAUUACUGUAGUUACGGAGAAUAUUAUACCUGAAAAGAAAUAUUUGUUCGAAGCAGUGAAAGACAACGAAUGGUUAUUCCAUGAUUUGAAGUAUGACUUCUCUAGUGCUGGACACUAUAGCUUUCAUAAAUACACUGUAAAUGGAUCGGCGACUAUUAAACCAAAUUUAUAUGUACCAACUCUAAUUGUUGGUGAAGGUGAUGGAUUCAGUAACUUGGAUAUAUUAAAAAUUAGGAUGCUGUACAACUAUAUUUCUAAGAAGCAACCUAAUGCUGCAAGAGUACCAGAUUGUAUUAAAAUAUUUGAACCGGGAACAAAUUUUACUAGUUAUCAAACAAAUAACGAUGAUUAUAUGGAACCUCGUAAGAAGCCUAAUAGAUUUUUAGGACUAUCCAAUGAUGAAAAAGAAGCCGAUAGCAAUGAUGAUAAUAAAAAUAAUCAUAAUGAAUUUAAUCAGCAAACGCAUCAUGAUGAUGAUAAAGAAAAUGACGAAUAUAAUAGUAACCCUAACAUAGAAGAUGAAGAACUGAACCAAGAAAUUAAACUGGUACAUAAAAAAAAUCAUGGUUCUACUAAAAACAUAGAUAUUCUCGGUCACUUAUCAGACUAUAAUACAGAUGAUAUUCGGCGUCCUGUACACCAUAAGUCUAAAAUAAUGUCAUAAAAUUAGGAUAUCAGAGAAGUUUCGAAAAAGUGAAUAAAUAUACAAAUAUUUAGUAGUAGUUUAAUUUUUAAACAUUUAUUGCUUUUUUA
Achroia grisella is the source of this 1319-nucleotide messenger RNA. Its product is annotated as bone morphogenetic protein 1-like. Gene Ontology annotation, biological process: proteolysis. Lineage: Eukaryota; Metazoa; Arthropoda; Insecta; Lepidoptera; Pyralidae. Bases 1 to 1230 code for a protein of 409 amino acids. Gene Ontology annotation, molecular function: metalloendopeptidase activity; zinc ion binding. The transcript has 6 exons. The record is from RefSeq and is a predicted model, not a curated record.